Auanema sp. JU1783 is the source of this 1023-nucleotide messenger RNA. The record is from the annotation of a GenBank genome assembly. Lineage: Eukaryota; Metazoa; Nematoda; Chromadorea; Rhabditida; Rhabditidae.
AUGUCCAAAUGUGAAGCUACAUAUGAACCGAUUCCAACAUGGUUUAAGCCUAUUUUACAAUUAAUUGGAACUAUUACUAUUCCUGUAUCCAUAUAUGUAUUUUGGAUUAUUUAUUCCGUUACUCCACCAUUCAUUGAUAAAUUCUAUAAAUGCUUGUUAAUGGAACUUCAUGUUGCUGUUGUCUUUUCAACCUUGUCAUGCUGUUUCUUGGCACCAAUUAACUAUAUGCCUUCUCUUAUUUUCGUAUCUGCUGGAUUAAUAAGUGUAAAGCCGUUUUUCGCCAUCAGUGUAGAUGUCUUUUCCCAACUGUUUGUUGGAUCUUCCGGAAUGUUUCUACUCUAUCACCGUCUCAAUAUCGUUCUUAACAACAAUCGAACUGGGUUCACUUAUUAUUUCGUCAUAUUUGUCAUAUUUUUAUUUGGCUGUUUUCCAUUUUUUGCUAUCAUCGUAUACUAUGGUUUGACAUUCGAUUCUGAUCAGAACAUCAGUAAAUUACUGGAGAUAUGCCCUCGAUUCGCUGAUUUUGACCUGAAUCAUCGUAUAGUAUUCAUAGUUGAUAUGGAAUUAAUAGAAAUGAUGGGCUUUUUCAUAUUUUUCUGUACAUCUUUCAUUAUUAUAUUUAUGCUCAUUUGUUUGGUUAUAUCUUUCUAUUAUUUGUGUGCUAAGCAUUCAACAUUAUCAGAAACAACGAAGAAACUUCAAUUUGGUCUUCUGAUAAACCUCCUAGUACAGAGUGGUCUUCCAUGUAUUGUUCACGCAGUGCCGUCUAUUAUCAUAGCUGCCUUCAUUCAAUUAGAUAUCUACGUACCAAUAGACAUCUCAGGAAUUAUCUGGUCUAUCGGUUCAUCUCACUGUCUCAUUAACUGUUCCACGCAAAUGUUUUUUAAUCCGUGUUAUUACUCGAAAUUACUUGACGAUCUGAAAUUCCUACGUAACUUGUUUUAUUCUCUUUUCCUUCCUACAAAGUAUAAUUCGACUUGCUCUAAGUCUUUUACGCGUACUGGAACGACUGUAGCAUUUUGA